UGCUUCCACAUCCCAAAGCCGGAGGAGUAACUCAAUCAUGGCGUCUUUGUCAGCUCGGUGGAUCUCUCCCGCUUCAAAUCCUCAGUUCCACCACACCGCGCCAGCCAGACGGCGCUCUGUGGCCUCACUCAUAUGCAAGGCCAAGGACGCCGGCGGUGACGGCGGAGGCAGUGCUGGGACGGUGGAGAUCGCAGCGGCGGCUGGCGCCCUUAUUGCGAACCCAGUUAUCGGAAUCUCCCUCUAUGUUCUGAAGACGACUGGCUGCGGGCUCCCUCCGGGCCCGGGCGGGGCGCUAGGCGCCUUGGAAGGAGUGAGCUACCUGGUAGUUGCGGGCAUAGUGGUCUGGUCGCUCUAUACGAAGGCUCAAACCGGGUCGGGCCUGCCCAGCGGCCCGUUCGGGCUGCUUGGAGCAGCGGAAGGUCUGUCGUAUCUCUCUGUCCUUGCAAUAAUAGUAGUCUUCGGUUUGCAGUUUCUGGAGCGGGGAUACCUUCCGGGCCCCUUACCUGGUGAUCAGUGCUUUGGCUAAGAUUUUGAUUUUUGUUUGCAAUAUUAUUAUUCAUGACGCAAGUCAAAUACAGUUCUUGAUAUAGAUUAUAUUUUGAGCCGUA
This is a messenger RNA of Dendrobium catenatum, 608 nucleotides long. RefSeq lists its product as uncharacterized. The record is from RefSeq and is a predicted model, not a curated record. The transcript has a single exon. Bases 38 to 526 code for a protein of 162 amino acids. NCBI's taxonomy places the organism in Eukaryota, Viridiplantae, Streptophyta, Magnoliopsida, Asparagales, Orchidaceae.